ACAGAACUCAAAAUCAAUCAAACAAUAGUAAAGCAGAAAACAAUAGGAAAGCAGAAAGCAAUGGUGUCCGAAUCCCCCAUUCAUGUGCUCCUAGUUUCAUUUCCAGCACAAGGACAUAUAAGCCCUCUCCUCCGACUAGGCAAACACCUCGCCGCAAAGGGCUUAUUCGUCACUUUCUCCACCACCCGCCAAAAGGGCGAGGAGAUGGUGGUGGCAGCAGCAGCAACCACCACCACCACCACCGCCACCGCCAACGGAACAUCAUCACCACCACCACCCACACCAAUCGGCGACGGUUUCCUCCAGUUCGACUUAUACGACGACGGUUUACCAGAAGAUCAUCCCACAAGGAACGACCUUAAAGAUUACUCACUUCAGAUUGCGGAAUAUGGCAAGAAAAUUCUACCCCAGUUGAUCAAAAAACAUGCAGAUGCAAAUCGUCCUGUCUCAUGCAUCAUCAACAACCCUUUUGUGUCAUGGGUUUGUGAGGUAGCCGCUGAAUUGGAUAUCCCUUGUGCUAUGUAUUGGAUUCAUGCUUGUGCUACCUUUGUUGCUUGUCAUCACUAUUUUCAAAAAUUAACACCUUUUCCUACAGAAACUGAGCCUUACCUUGAUGUUCAAUUGCCUACUUUACACCUUAAAUACAAUGAAGUCCCUGGAUUUCUCCACCCUUUUAGUCCAGUCCCUUUUGUGCAAACCUUGGUGACCCAACAAUUUGACCAAUUGUCUAAAAUCUUCUGCAUAAUCAUGGACACAUUUGAGGAGCUAGAGCAAGAUUCUUUCAACUAUUUGUCUUCAGAUUUAAAUAUUUUGAUUAGGCCUGUUGGGCCUUUGUACAAGAUGCCAUUAGGAGCAGCAGCAGCAGAGAAUUCUAAUAGUACUUCCAAAAAAGCUGAUGAUUCCAUUAUUGAGUGGUUGAAUUCAAAGCAAAAAUCAUCUGUGGUUUACAUUUGUUUUGGCACUAUUCUUCCACUACCUAUUGAACAGUUAGGUGAAAUUGCUUAUGCUCUGUUGGAAUCUGAAGUCUCAUUCCUCUGGGUGUUAAGGGAAUCUCACAAAGAAGAAGCUUUGAAAACUGGUGCUUUCCCUGAUGGGUUUUUCGAGAAAAUCAGUGAGAGGGGCAAAGUGGUAAAAUGGUGCCCACAAGAGAAAGUUCUAGCCCACUCUUCAGUGGCAUGCUACUUCACUCACUGUGGCUGGAACUCGACGUUGGAGACGGUGAGUUCAGGGGUACCCAUGUUGACAUUCUCACAAAUCAGUGACCAGAUGACCAAUGCAAAGUUGAUUGUGGAUGUGUUUAAGGUGGGGAUUCGAGUGAGUCAUCAUGGGUUGUCUGAGAAGAAAUUGGUGAAGAGUGAUGAGAUAAAGAGGUGUUUAGUGGAGGCUAUGGUGGGGCCGAAAGCGGAGGAGCUGAAGCGGAAUGCGUUGAAGUGGAAGGAUGCGGCGGCGGCCGCCAGGGCUCGCGGUGGCUCCUCCGACAGGAACCUUGAUGCGUUUGUCGAGGAUAUUAAGAAGGUUGCCGUGAAAAAAUUUGUCGGUAAUUAAUUAAUGCAACCGCUUGUGUUCUAAAUUUCCUAUAACGUUUUGUCAAUUCAAGAAUUAAUUUCGUACGCGAUGUUUCUUUCACGGUACUUGUCUACUGUCCUCUUUUUUGCCAAUUUUUUAUUACUUUUAGGUAAUUUGUAGAAUUGUACUCUACCAUCCGUUUUAAUAUCUCCGUUUGCUAUUUUUAUCGGA
Messenger RNA from Lotus japonicus, 1737 nucleotides. RefSeq names its product gallate 1-beta-glucosyltransferase-like. The coding region runs from base 61 to 1545 and encodes 494 amino acids. Gene Ontology annotation, molecular function: UDP-glycosyltransferase activity. The record is from RefSeq and is a predicted model, not a curated record. The transcript has a single exon. Lineage: Eukaryota; Viridiplantae; Streptophyta; Magnoliopsida; Fabales; Fabaceae.